Messenger RNA from Myripristis murdjan (pinecone soldierfish), 1301 nucleotides. RefSeq names its product aryl hydrocarbon receptor interacting protein-like 1 (gene aipl1). The transcript has 6 exons. Lineage: Eukaryota; Metazoa; Chordata; Actinopteri; Holocentriformes; Holocentridae. Bases 123 to 1115 code for a protein of 330 amino acids. The record is from RefSeq and is a predicted model, not a curated record. Gene Ontology annotation, molecular function: protein binding; peptidyl-prolyl cis-trans isomerase activity.
AGCUACACAUCUACAUCCAUACCCCUCACACAUGUGGUGUCCCACACAGUGCACACACACACUCACUGACAGGACGUGUACGUGUAGCUGCAGAGGGUGAACCACACCUUAUAGCUGUAAACAUGUCGGAUUUGGAAGACACGAUGCUGCUGGGGAUGGAGGGCAUCAAGAAAACCAUCCUGUACGGAGGGAAAGAGCAGAUCCCGAAAUUCGUCACGGGGACAAAGGUGACGUUCCACUUCCGCACCCAGCUGUGUAACGACGAGCGCACCGUGAUAGAUGACAGCAAGGUGGUGGGCACGCCCAUGGAGAUGGUGGUGGGCAACAUGUUCAAACUAGACGUGUGGGAGACUCUGCUGUCCUCCAUGAGGCUCGGAGAGGUGGCCGAGUUCUGGUGUGACACUAUUCACACUGGUGUUUAUCCACUCGUGGCCAAGAGCAUGAGGCGCAUCGCUGAGGGGAAAGAUCCAGUCGAAUGGCAAAUCCACACAUGUGGCAUGGCUAACAUGUUUGCCUAUCACAGCCUCGGCUAUGAUGACCUCAAUGAGCUGAUGAGGGAACCACAGCCCCUCUACUUCGUCUUGGAGCUGGUCAAGGUGGAGCAUCCCAAUGAUUACAAAAGGGAGACAUGGGCUCUGAGUGACCAGGAGAGGCUGAAGGCAGUGCCCGUGCUCCAUGGCCAGGGGAACCUCCUCUACAAGCAGGGACGCCUCCAGGAGGCCACACAGAAAUACAAGGAGGCCAUCAUCUGCAUCAAAAAUGUUCAGACCAAGGAAAAGGCCUGGGAGGCUCCAUGGCUGAAGCUUGAGAAGAUGGCCAACACCCUCACACUCAACUACUGCCAGUGUCUGCUUUGCAUGGAGGAGUACUACGAGGUCAUCGAGCACACUAGCGAUAUUAUCAACCAGCACCCAGGCAUAGUGAAGGCCUUCUACCUGCGUGGCAAGGCUCACAUGGAGGUGUGGAACGAGGCGGAGGCUCGGCAGGACUUCAGCAGGGUGCUGGACCUGGACCCCGGCAUGAAGAAGGCCGUCAGGAAGGAUUUGGCUCGGCUUAACAUGCGCAUGGAAGAGAAGAACCAGGAGGACAAAGACAAGUACAAGGGCAUGUUUUGACCGGACAGACUGAGACACUAAGAGUCAGAAAAGCAAAAGGCUAGAGAAGAAAAAGUGGCUAAAAGUCAUAAAUAUAUCAUUCUCAUCUUUUUUUUCCUGAGUGAUGUUAUGGGACUGGAGUAGUCACUAACUAGUGCCACUCUGCUGAUCUGUAAAAUAAAAUAAAAUAAAAAAUACUUCUCUCUC